This is a messenger RNA of Hemibagrus wyckioides, 541 nucleotides long. RefSeq names its product ubiquinol-cytochrome-c reductase complex assembly factor 6. Gene Ontology annotation, biological process: mitochondrial respiratory chain complex III assembly. Bases 183 to 380 code for a protein of 65 amino acids. Gene Ontology annotation, cellular component: mitochondrion. The transcript is spliced from 3 exons. NCBI's taxonomy places the organism in Eukaryota, Metazoa, Chordata, Actinopteri, Siluriformes, Bagridae. The record is from RefSeq and is a predicted model, not a curated record.
AUAAAGAUUCGGCAAACAGAAAAGAUCAAGUGUUGAGAUUUCCAGACCGCUAGGUGGCAGUAAACCAGUGGCACAAUGCAGCCUCAAUUCAUAGAAGAAGAAGAAGGAGACAUGUAGAAGACCUGUUCUGAGAUUAAUCUAAAGUAAUUGUUAGAGUUGCAGAAACUUCUCCUGGUAUAAAGAUGCCCGCGGGUGUGUCUUGGCCGAGGUACAUGAAAAUGUUUGUAGCCAGUGUGUUGUCCAUGUUCGCUGGUGCUGAGGUCGUCCAUCGGUAUUACUGCCCUGAUUUGAGCAUUCCAGAGAUUCCUCCAAAGCCUGGAGAACUUCAGACAGAGCUUCUGGGAUUGAAGACUCAACAGACGGCCUCUGAGAAACACUGAUGUCAGUCUUCAUCCGUAAAUGUGUAUAUACGUGUAAACCAAUAUAACCAUGUUAUAGUGUCAUGACCUUGUAGAAUUCUGUGAAAUUCCAUAAUGGAAGAGUAAAGUAGUUAUUUGUAUUUUUUCAGGUAAUUGUAAUCAAUAAAAGCCAUUGUGUUGGU